CAGAAGCCCUAAUUCGUAAUAUACAAUAAAUAUAUUUAAAUAUUAUAAAUAAACAAUACAUUUUUAAGCGAACAUAAGGUAUAAACGAACCACCUGUUGCUAUCUCGAACACAUCGAACAGUGAUUCGAUUUUUAAAAGUCACUCCGGGCAAUAAAUAGAGCGUUUUUGCAGGCCGAUUAGCAUUAUUAACAUUUUGCAAGUCUACCGGAGCAGCCGAAUAUUUUGGAGCUCCUCGAUCUGAUAAAAAGGAACUAGUGAUAUCAUUGUGACCUCUGGAAUGGCGACUAAGAAACUGGAUGCCAUUAUCUUUGGAGCCACUGGCUUCACUGGCAAGUACACAGUCCUGGAGGCAGUGAGCGUGCUCAAGGGUCUGACAUGGGGUGUGGCCGGACGCAAUCCGGAGAAACUGAAGGCGGUGCUCCAAGAGAUUGGUGCAAAGUCCAAAACAGACCUCUCCCAAACUCCCGUCGUCAUCGCAGAUGUUAAUAACGAAUCCUCAUUGCUGGAGAUGGCCAAGCGUUGUCGGGUGGUGGUCAAUACGGCGGGACCGUACCGCUUCUUUGGCGAAAAUGUCGUUAAGGCCUGCCUCGAGGCAGGAACGCAUCACGUGGAUGUAAGUGGAGAACCCCAGUACAUGGAGCAAAUGCAGCUGCGAUACAACGAUCUUGCCAAGGAACGCGGAGUUUACAUAAUCAGCGCUUGUGGGUUCGAUUCCAUUCCUGCAGACAUGGGAGUUACCUUCAUCGAGAAGAAUUUCGAUGGCGUCGUUAACUCCGUUGAAAACUUUGUUUACAUGGGCGUCAAAGGAGGCGCCAAGGGAACUGGAAGCGCUGCUUUGAACACUGGAACUUGGGAAAGUGCCAUAUUUGCCAUCGCCAACAGAAGUGAAAGCUUGGCCAUCCGCAGGAAGUUGUUUCCGGAACGCCUACCAAAGUUCCAGCCCGCGCUAAAGAAUCGUUCUCCUCUAUCCCGAGCUUCCGAGGUGGACAACAAGGUUAUCCUGCCAUUCCCAGAAACUGAUCGGUCUGUGGUCUACCGCUCGCAAAGGUUCCUUUACGAACAAGAGAAGAAGCGUCCCGUUCAGAUGCAGGCCUACAUGACGUACCCCUCCUGGUUCGCCGGCAGCGUGGUAGUCCUCUUUGCCAUGGUGAUUGGCAUAAUGAGCAAGUUCGCUUACGGCCGACAACUGCUCCUAAAGUAUCCCCGCAUCUUCUCCGGUGGCAUGGCUUCGCCGGAAGGCCCCAGCGAGGAGCGCAUGGAGCGUUCGUUCUUCAGGAUGACCAUGAAGGCCACCGGCUGGCCGUCAUCCGAGAAAUUGGCUGAAAGCACGGAUCAGUAUAGCACACCGCCAUCGAAGACCUUGACCGUGAAAGUGACUGGUCCCAAUCCGGGCUACGGAUCCACCUGUGUGGCCCUGUUGUCUACGGCGAAGACCAUUCUGAACGAGAGUGACAAAAUGCCUGGACCUGGAGGAGUCCUGCCCCCAGGAGCCGCCUUCCGCAACACCAGUCUUAUUACCGAGCUGGGAAAGUACGAGCACGGCAUCAAGUUCGAGGUCGUGGGAAAUAGUAAACUGUAGAUGCAACUGUGGCAGCAAUGGGGUUAUAUUCGUAUCGGCUAUAUUCUUAUAUACUCUUUGUAUCACGCAAUAAACAAAAAAUAAUAGUUUAAA
Messenger RNA from Drosophila ananassae, 1673 nucleotides. Its product is annotated as saccharopine dehydrogenase-like oxidoreductase. Gene Ontology annotation, cellular component: lipid droplet; plasma membrane; mitochondrion. The transcript has 2 exons. Gene Ontology annotation, biological process: glycolipid biosynthetic process. The coding region runs from base 279 to 1580 and encodes 433 amino acids. The record is from RefSeq and is a predicted model, not a curated record. Lineage: Eukaryota; Metazoa; Arthropoda; Insecta; Diptera; Drosophilidae.